GUCUCUUUGAGAUAUCUAUUUGUAUUUGUACUCGCACUAGCAAAGGUAGAGUGCAACAGAAAUGGCGGCACCAACCUUGAAUGGUUUCCCCUCCACCAUUAUCAGAGCUGAAUUCUCCUCUCUUCACUCCAACCUCAACCAAGCACGGUUCUCACUCCGAAUCCCUAGGCUGAGGCUGAGACUCCACCGUGGUAUCUGCUUUGCCUCCAAGUCCCACACCGUCCCACCCAAAAACCGUUCCUCUUCCUCCUCCAACAGAAACAACAACAACAACAACAAGCACAAUAUCAAGCGUGCCAAUGGCGGUGGAGGCGGCGCUGUUGAUUCCAUUUCCACUUCAACUUCAACUUCAACUUCCUCUCCGCCUCCGGUUCCUACUUCACUUCCCAAACCGCCAGCUGGGUUCGUUGUAGACGACACCGGCAAGCUUCUCUCGUCUUCCAAAGACCGGCUCGCCACACUGAUUGAUCCUGUGAACCAGCUUCCAUUAGAGUGUGUCAUAAGGAGAGUGUUCACUAGUUCUAAAGGUGAUGAAUGUGUGCUGCUUUGCCCGGUUGACAUGCCUAUCCAAAUUUUACAGAGCACUGGUGUUGGAUGGUCAGAUGUCAUUGAUGAGGCACUUGAGUCUAUUCUGCCUGCUGCUGCUUAUGCACUUGCCAAGAUACGCAUGUAUCUGGUUCAUAGUGGGUACUGUUAUACAGCUCGUGGCGGUUUUUGUUACACAGAAGAGAGCAUAUUUGACUUUCAUGCAGAUGAUGAAGACAAUGGUGUGCCGACCGAAGGUGUAGAAAUUACACACUUCAGUCAUGAAGGAGCACACUACAUGAUAUAUACACCAUCUGAUCCACUUCUUUUUGUUGCUGCUAAGGAUCAGAACGGGAUGUUGCAAAUUGCUGAUGAUGAAUUGCUUCAGGAUCCUGCUGUCAUGAGCGCCAUAGAUGAAGAGACUGAAUUUAAUGCCUUGGUGGAGGAAGAAGCUGCACUCCUUGACUCCCUGUUGGGUAAUGUUGACAUGUCCUGAAGUUUUGGUUUUAGUCAUUCUCAUUUUCCUCUAGAACGAUGAGUCCUGGUCAGACCGCAGAUCAGCAAAUGCCAAAUAUUUGGGGAUAGAAGGGCUUCUUUUUGUAUAUAUGAUCAAUUGAUUCAAUUUUGUAUGUAUGCUAUGCUAUACUCUAGUCUGUAUUAGAAAGGAACAAUUAUUGUUUUAGAAUUUUGGUUAUUGAUCUAUGAGUGUGAGGAAGGAAAAGAUAAAUGUUGAGACAAAUAAUUCCAGUCAGAUUCAAACAUUGAUAACUAAGUUCCCGUAGACCGUAGUGGUUCAACA
Molecule: messenger RNA, 1324 nt
Organism: Lotus japonicus
Lineage: Eukaryota; Viridiplantae; Streptophyta; Magnoliopsida; Fabales; Fabaceae
Exons: 10
Coding region: 62-1021 (319 amino acids)
Source: RefSeq, a predicted model, not a curated record